CGAGCACCUCCAGUGGAGAACCUGAAUGGUUUCCUCCAGCUGAAACAGUACAUGAGUGAGAUGGUCUCCAUCAGACGUGCUCUCACUCUGGACGCCCCUCAUUUCUUGCCUCAGGGACCAGGAUAAACCGUUACUGCUAAUGAAGAAACAUGUGUCUCCCAAGACACCAUGUGACCGAGCCCUAUCAGCUGAUAAAGAGACUAUACCACCACUGUCCAUGUCCAUGAACCAACAGGCACUGGACCCAGAGGAAGAGGAGAACUUACAGAGGAUACAGUACAGGAAGCAGAAGCUGUUCUCAGAGAAACUCCAGUGGAUUUACAUGGUCCUGUGUGGCAUCUCUCACAUGCGAAACAGAGACUUGAAGACACUGGUUCCUCUCAACAGCAGCUAUGUGAACAUCAUCAUGAAGGACACCGAGAAGACCAACAUCCUGUUGAAGCAGUCGCACAGCUACAACCCUCCGUUGAAUUACACCAAGCAGCUGGUGUCCCUGGCCACCGAGGACUGUCACAGCAUCAGCCGUGACGUGUGGGACACCUUUAUCAGCCACCAGGACACCACAGAGCCCUUGAAGUUAACCACCAUCCGAACCACAGGAUAUAAAGCUCUGCAGUCUGGGCCCAGGCGUAAGGUUGGCCAGAGAGAUCCAGACGGCGAUGGAGACAUACCCCCAUGGCUACUACUGCUGCUGGAUGAGAACACGUCCCUAGAGAAAACAGUCAAGCCUGGUGUAGACCAGUCAGGCAUGCUGGAGAGAGCCAAGGCCCACUACCAGGAUGUGAAGAAGGUUCUGAACAUCCCGAUGGAGUCGGUCGUGUUUCAAAAGAGAAAGAACCGAGAGGAGAGGAUUAGAACUCUUUUCAAUGCUCUAAUGGCCUCAAAGUCCGACGCUGGUCUGUCCUCACUUCUUACCUCUCUGAAGAGUGAGCUGAAGCCCAAAUCCACCACUGGUCUCUGGUUUGCGACCCUGCAGAGUGAUGCCACAGAAUUGUCCGGAGACACGGACUCCAAAUACAAUAUCAUACUGCAGAAGAUCUCAGAGUUUCAAAGCUUCUCCAACAAAAAGCUCCCCUACUCCAAGGAGAAGUUCUGUCUCCUGGUCCUCUCCAUGUCACCCAAUCAGCUGCUUCGACCGGCCAUGCAGGAAGCACUGCUCUUCCUCACGGAGAAUGUGCUGCUGUUGUUGCCGCGGCAUCUCAAACAGUGGUACCAGUACCUGAAGCUCCCCUUCCCCACCACGGCAACCGCCUCCUAAAAAAAAUGGGAUCCGCCUACUUGCACUGGUGCUCUCUCUGUUCUUCACUACCUGUCUACAAUGCGGUGUAUAUUGGGGAAUAUAGUCAUUUCAGACAGCCCUGGGUUCUUGGUGGGAUAGCCAAUG
Messenger RNA from Salvelinus sp. IW2-2015, 1384 nucleotides. RefSeq lists its product as uncharacterized. The record is from RefSeq and is a predicted model, not a curated record. NCBI's taxonomy places the organism in Eukaryota, Metazoa, Chordata, Actinopteri, Salmoniformes, Salmonidae.